This is a messenger RNA of Glycine soja, 1074 nucleotides long. RefSeq names its product 2-oxoglutarate-dependent dioxygenase DAO-like. Gene Ontology annotation, molecular function: indole-3-acetaldehyde oxidase activity; dioxygenase activity. Gene Ontology annotation, biological process: auxin catabolic process. Bases 79 to 978 code for a protein of 299 amino acids. The record is from RefSeq and is a predicted model, not a curated record. Lineage: Eukaryota; Viridiplantae; Streptophyta; Magnoliopsida; Fabales; Fabaceae. The transcript is spliced from 3 exons.
AGUUCCUUCCUUCACUCUCACCCAAGCCAAAGAAAGGAACAAGAACAAGAACAACAGAGUAACGUGAAAGAGAGAGAGAUGGAGGCGAUUGUUCCGGUGGUGGAUUUCCAGAGGCUUUCAGAGGAAGAGGAGCGCAAGAAGCUGAGAAAAACAUGUGAGAAACCAGGGUGUUUCAGAAUCAUCAACCACUCAAUUCCACCAACACUCAUGGCUGACAUGAAGUCAGUGGUUAAAUACUUGCAUGACCUUCCCACGGAAAUCAAAAUGCGCAACAAACCCUCCGUCCCUGAGAGUGGCUAUAGGGCGGCAAUGCCAACAAGUCCUCUAUACGAGGGCAUGGGAAUAUAUGACAUGCAUGCCUCACCACAAGCAUUUGAAGAUUUCUGCUCCAACUUGAAUGUGUCACCCCGUCACAGGCAAAUAAUAAAGGAAUAUGGUCAAGCAAUUCAUGACUUGGCAUCAAAUUUAUCACAAAAAAUGGCUGAGUCUUUGGGUAUAAUGGAUAAUGAUUUCAAGGACUGGCCAUUCAUUUUGAGGACUAUUAAAUAUAGUUUUACCCCAGAUGUUAUAGGCUCCACGGGAGCACAAUUGCACUCAGAUACAGGAUUUAUCACUCUACUUCAAGAUGAUGAACAUGUUAGUGGUCUUGAGAUGAUGGAUGAUUUUGGCUCAUUUAAGGCAGUUCCUCCCAUACCAGGGGCCUUCCUUUGCAUUGUUGGAGAUGUUGGACAUGUUUGGAGCAAUGGAAAAUUUUGGAAUGCCAGACAUCGUGUAAUAUGCAAGGAAACGGGUACUCGUUAUUCAUUUGGUGCAUUUAUGUUAUCACCAAGGGAUGGUAAUGUUGAGGCCCCAAAAAAAUUGGUGGAAGUUGACCAUGUACAACGCUAUCGACCAUUUAAGUACGAAGAUUUGAGGGAUUUCAGAAUCACCACAGGAAAGAGGGAUGGCGAAGUCCUUGAUCAAUAUCGCAUUUGUUAGUCAUUUUAUGCAUCGAAAUACAUUGCCAAUAGAACUUUAUUUUGAAAAAUAAGUUGGCGAUAAAAUAAAUGUUGCAUCCAUUCUAAAUAAUUUAAA